AUGCUCCCCUGUAUUGCUCGCAUCGUCGAUAUGCUAGCCUCCACAUCUCCGUGCACCACUACCACCGACGACUCGCUUGAUUCCACCGUGUCACUCGCCAUGAACAUGGAUCUAGACCAUCUCAUAGACCUGCCCGACAUCUCGCCCUUUUCCCCAUCCUCAUCCCCUUCUCCGUCCAACCCUAUGAUUCAGACCCCUGUCCCGGUUCCCAUCCCGGUCCCUAUCGCGGUCCCAGUCUCCGCCGCUUCCCCAAUCCCAGCUGCCUCUUCCCCUCUCGUCAUCCGAUUCCCCAGUCCCCGGACCUCUCCCACCGGACCACUCCUACCCCAAUCCCAGCCCCAACCCCAGCUCCAGAUCCAGCUCGCCCCAUCCCCACCCCCAGUCCCAGUCCCAGUCCCAAUCCCAACCAAGCCCAAAAAAACCGUGACCUGGGGCCCGGUGAUCGAAAUCUCCGACGAGGAAGACCACCACCACCACCACCACCACCACCACCACCAUCACCAUGAAGAUGACCCCGAUGGGGAAUACGAGGACGACGACCAGGCAGCGUACUAUUCCGCAGCCGAAGAAGAAGAAGAAGCGUCCUGGACCGAGAUGGUCCCGGAAUCUGCUUAUGCGUAUGCCACUCCAGCCCUAACGCCGUAUUCAGGGCACGGGCACGGGCACGAGCACGGGCAAGGUCCGGUGGAGUAUCAGCAGCAUUAUUACAAUCACGGGUAUGGGUAUGGAUAUGGAUAUGGGUACAAUCCUGGCUACAACCAGGAUUACAAUUACAGUUACAAUUACAACCAUCAGCCUCAGCCUCAGCCGCAACUUCCGUCUCAGCUCCCACUCCAGUCUCAGUCCCAGUCUCAAGCUGUCUUCCCACCUCCACCUCCACCUCCACCUCCAACUCAACCCCCAAUGCAAACCCCAGCACCACCCACCUGGCACACCAACACCAACACCAACCAGCUACAAAACCAACAUACACAUCAACCCCCAAACCCCCCCACCACCCCCCACCCAAUCCGCAAACCAUCCACCCAAACAGACCACGAAACCUUCUACCGCAACCUCUGGCACGCAGCCCGCACCGCCGAACUACAACGAAACAUCGCCUACGGCGCCCUGGAACUCAUCGCGCCCCCCGAAUACCUGAAUCAGGUCAUGAAGGUCGAGGAGUGGUAUCUGUGGAGUGUCGCUGGGGUGCAGGCCAGAGCCGCUCGUCAGACCCUGGGGUCGGGGGCCGGGGUCGGGGCUGGGGCCGGGACCGGGACCGGGCCCUAUGUGGCGGCUAGGAGGGGGCCCGUUAUUGAGGGUCGUGUGGGGAAGAAUACGGCGAAAAACAGAAAAGGGACGGCGGGGGAUCUCGGGCAGGGGUCCCUGCGAAGCGUUGCAUGCGGACCUGGACCCGGGCCCGGACGGGAUUGAGAAGCCGGGGCCAAGCGAGGUUCUGCUGAGCAGAUCCCAGAGCCAUUAU
Messenger RNA from Aspergillus ibericus CBS 121593, 1462 nucleotides. RefSeq lists its product as uncharacterized. The transcript has a single exon. Bases 1 to 1413 code for a protein of 470 amino acids. NCBI's taxonomy places the organism in Eukaryota, Fungi, Ascomycota, Eurotiomycetes, Eurotiales, Aspergillaceae. The record is from RefSeq and is a predicted model, not a curated record.